UCGAUGUUGACGUGGUUACGGUUGUCUCAAUAAAUAUGUGUUAUGCUACCCCAUUUGAUUAUGUUUUCUUUUGUCAGGACGACCUAAUCAGAAUGUUGUUUUCUAUAGCUCUUACGAUCAUGCUGAAAUUCUUCCCUUGAUAUUUCUUCAUUCAUCAAAUGAAGUCAUGCAUUGAUUAAUGUUUUAUACUACGCAGAUUAUCUACUAGGUUAGCGUUAGGCAGAUUUCUUUUGCCUUAUUUACUUUACAUAGACCUCGAUGUCAUCUAACUAUUCAUACGACAAGAAAAGGAUGACAUAAUCUCGUGGCUGCGCGACGGAGCGGUAGCAAUCGAGGAAAUGCUUCUGUUCCCCUCUCUGUUCCGGUGGCCUCAAAAUGUCAGUGCACUACAUUCUCGCCGAGAGCGUAGAGGUGGACUGCUGUGGCGAGCGGGCCCAUCUGCCUUACGAUCGGGUGGAACAGUAGCACUACUAUCGUCGGCAUUUUCGUUGACCCCGUUGCACAUCCGUCUUUAUUAUGCUGCCGCGAGGCAGAUGAAGCACAGGGAUGAUCAAGGUACAAGCCGCUCGGAUGAUAUUUGGACUUUCCAUUAUUUUUAGAACUCUUUGCAGUGUCAUUGUAUUAGUGAAUGUUGACUUAAAAGACUGUCUGCAGUUUAUUUUCUUUUUAUCCAUUCUUGAGUCUCAAUACCUCUCAGAGAAGUCCUCUUCUCCUGUUUGGUCAUUUCUUUGCUGUACUAGUGUGAACAUAGACCCUUUUGUUCUCAUACUGCUCAUCAAUAUCAUUCAUUGAGCCCCCGAUUCUACAGAUACUCCAUGGGACCGGGAGCCACCUGACAUGAAUGGCGGCGGUGAGGCAACCGACACCGAUAUCCCAGAGGAUGAAGAUCCCCAUAAGGCCGCGAGUUUUGUCGUUCUUUCAACGGGUGAAGCAGAGCGAUCCAAAACUGCGGCGGGCGACAUUGAGGCGCAGAUCAAAAUCUUAGCCGGGAUGAUUAUGUCGCGAAGCCUACUCUCUUUUAACCACUGGAGCGGUGGGUGUUCAUUCUACCAGCGUUGAAAAGAUCGCGUUCAUUUUAGUGGUCGUUGAUACGCUGGCUGGGUCACCGCUCGGAAGUGAAAUUCUUGGUGACCCGUGAGACCAGACCGUGUGGCUGCGGCGCGACGCGGCCCUGUGCAACGUGACUUCCUCGCUAUUUUAAGUAGCGUUAUCACGGCUGAUGGCACACAGGGUGAAGGGCGCGGCCCCAGCGUAGUGCCCCAGCGGUGAGCUACGUACCUGAGUUGAUCUAUGUGCAGUGGCACAAAAACAAAGAUCCACUCACUCAGUGGCCAGACUGAGCUAUGCAAGCGUGCACUACAGGAAACUCAAGUGAGUGGACUGUGAGACCCGGCGGGGUCAAAUUCGUGAUGCGAUCACAAAAUAUUCAAUAGGCCCGCGUGGCCUAGGCUGGAACCAGCGGGUUCCCAGAACACUAUCAAAUGGACUCCGGCGUAAAUAACUGAGUGAGGAAAAACGACAGUAGUUAGAGCGGAGUCCAUAUCAUCCAAAGGGCUUCAUAAAAGAUAAAAUUUUGCGCAUAGGCUUGACCUUCUAGAAAACUGCGCUCAGUGCCCUUUUGGCGACCUUAGACAAAAAGACAAGACAUGGCGGCAGCAGCCGACGACGUGCAGGGGCUACAGGACGUAGCGCCCGCUCCAGUCACCUGCAGCGGCAGCGGCGGCACCUGUCCUCCCCUACAUCUUCCGUUUCACCUUGGCAGCUGAACUGCCUGAUGACGCAAAACAGCAGUUCACGCAACUGUGUGCAAACUACACACAGGACGCCGGCACGCGUGCACAUGUCGACGACAUCGUCAGCGCUCUAGUGUCUACUAACGUGCUGCAAGUGUUCUGCGACCACAUGAGCCGCCAGUUGUGCAAUGAACUCGCUGGUGCAAGGGAUGAAAACGGCAACAACAUGGACCAGGAAGCGCAGGGCCGCAUCGUCAUGGUCAUCCUCCUGGGCCGGCUGGUAAACCAGGGAAACCCUGACUCGACUGGGCCGCAGUUUCAACUGCAGCACCUCGAGAACUGCCUCAACAUCUGGGGACUGCCACGCCAAGGCACAAAGGCAGACAAGUGGUGGCGCCUACAACAACACGCGCAUCAGCUACGUCAGCAGGGGCAUGCGCGUCAGCAUGAAAACUUCGUGCCGUACGCUGCGGCGCGCUAUGCCGAUGGGUCCAAUGCCAGCGUGGUCUUUAUGGGACCACCACCACCCGGGGGAGGAGCGCCUCCCCAGGCUGCAGCGGCAGCCAUGCCGCAAAACAACGUGGUACUCCCGGGUGCGGUACUCCAAGCGCUGGAGCAAAUCGGUAUCACACCAGCCGCGCGGGCAGCGUUGAUCGGCCAGGCAAAUAACCUCAUCGACGCACAGCAACAUGCACCCUACGGGGGAAGUGCGCCAGUCAAUCUGGUGCAUAGCCCGCACGCAACACAACUGCCACAUGAGGAAGCUGCGCGCUGGCUACGGGAUGUGAACGGCAACUGGCGCGACAUCCAGGCUGAGCCGGAGUGUGCACCAAUCUGGCGCGGGAGCACGUUGCUACCGAUCCAGACUCAGGCGCAGACGCUCAAGACCCACAUCAAGGACUUGCUGCUGGACUGGCGCGGCAACGUAGUAGAACAACACCUACAUCGACUAGCUACGUGCAUCCUCAUCCACCCGUUUUCCAUGGCGUUUCGCACAGUCCAGCGGCUACCGGAGUCGGAGAGGCAAGUCUGGCGCCGCCUCCUGGUUAUCCUCGUCGCGAAUGGAAUCUGCACAGAACAGGACCUGGCAGAGUUCGCGGCAGCAUGGAAGCCGUCCACCCUGGCUGGGGCCACACAGCAGCGUCAUGAUGUUGCAUACAAAAACCUGGGCUGGCUGGAGGCGAUGAAGCUACCGGACGCUAUGGCGGAUAAGACGGUCUAUGAACAUGCAGUCAAGACCCUGGCGAAGGAUAAGGUCACAAAACUAGUCCAAGGGAUGCCGCCAGCUCAAAACGAUGCAUACAACCUCUCGCGCAUCUUCGAGCUAACUAGAAACUGCAAGACCAACCUCUACGAGAAGGGAGAAAAGGCCAUCCUCAUGGCCAGCCCAUGCAAAGCGAACGCUGACGCUACCCAGUUCGGAGCACUGCUGCGAACGUCACUAGUAGUUGAAGAACGCACAGAUCUGCACGCGGCGGAGGAGGCAUAUGCGAACAUCAGACCAAAAGUACAAUCCGUCUCCAAGGCGGACCUUUGUCUGCAUAUCCUCCCCGCGGCUGUGUUCAUGCUGUAUGACAACGUCCCUCCUUCAGCUGCAACUGGGGCGCCUGCAGCUGCAAAUGGACGAUCUUUGUGCUACAUCAUGACGCAUGGAUGGACCAUCCUAGUCGCGCUUAUACAGGGGCGCAAAAAACACUGGGCCGAACAUCAUGGUGCACAGAAGUGGGGAAAGGAUGACGACGAUAGCGAUGAUGGAGGUAGUGGCGCUGGUCCAGGCCCUGGCACGAAGCGCCACCAAGAAGAGCAUGGGCGCCAAUCCAAGAAGGCCAAGAAGGGCACGAGGGGCACCUCGAGCAACAACAGCACCUCGUAGAAGUCUGCGCCCGGCACUGUCAAAACGGCGCUCAAGGAGGGGCGAGUCGGCCCCAUCCUAAGGCGCAAGUGGUCAACCUACGUGGACGCGGCUUUCAAGAGCGGGCCCACCUUCGCCCUAAACUCAAAGGGCGUCGCGGAGUCGCCCAUUGUCGAGGGUGUGGCAUUGCCGGCCGGGAUCUGCAAGCAGUUCGCUUUCUCCAAAUGCCAUCGAAAGCACUGCGACCUGCGAGUUCAUCCACUUCGUGCAGCGCCGCCACCGCUUCCAGAUCGUCAGGCCCAAACUAGUGCAACUACAACUAGAUAUGGCCGCAAAGGGCAAGUGCGGGAAACCUGACGAAUGCACUGCGGAGAUCAAGGAUGACGACGCGGAUGAUGAAGAAGAAAAACAGCCGAGAGCCGACGGCAAAAAGGGAAAAGGCCGAAAAGGCCGAGGGGGCGGCUAAAUGCCGCAAACAGGAGAGGCGAAAAUAUAAAAUCUCCUGGCACUGCUCAUGCAGCAGUAAACCGUAGUUAACAAUAAGCACGAAGCAACUAAACCAAACAAAGGACGAAGCUGAUUGUUUAAGUAUGCGUGGCCUUGUAGCUACAGACUCUUGCCUUGAUAUGUAAAAAGUUAGACGGCUGUCGGUCUUGGCAGCUGCCCACCCGGUGCCCCGACGUUUUUUGUUUUUUGUUUCUUGUGUGCUUAGGCACACCUCCAUGCGAUGGAGCUCAUAUCUUCGAAGUCAAUCAUUCAUACCACUACGGGAGCGCAGCCAGCGGGCUGCGCCUACGCUCCCACCACAAUACGAGUGUAAGCAGAGCACUGAAAUCAAAGUAAAAAACUCAAAGCAGCGAGAACAUAACAAAACACUAAAGCCGCUUGAAAAUGCAGCACAUUGAAACGAUAGCAAAGCAUGGCGUGGGCCUUUCUCAUUGGACCUCUGCGCAUGUAGUUCCGCGGGGACUACGAGCCAUACAUGUGCGGCAUGCGAUGCCGCUAACUUGCGAGGUUAGUGUCCAGCGGCGCAGUCCCGCGGGGACAACGUGACGCCGGGGACGGAGAGACCCACUGAGAGUGAGUCAGGAGAGAAAUAAGUAUCAUAGCACUGCUUAACUAAGACUAGCGUACUACAUGUAUAUACAUAAAUAUCUAAAACUUAUAUCAACUACACUACAGCAUGGAACUGCCUUGGUGGCAGCGAGCCACAGCACAGCGCAUCGAUGCACAGCGCGCGUCAGCGACGGCGGUCGCGCUCCCCAGCGUGGGGAAGAAGCCAAAAUGCGUUAGUGCGGCGGGGAGCCAGACGAAGCUCUUCCCACUAGCGGGCGGCCCGCUCUCGGAUGCCGCUGCGCUGGUGACGUCUAGCUUUCCUCAAGGGAAUGGCUCAGCAGCCUCCCCUCUACAUCCAUCUCUGCAGCCACAGUCUCCGCUAAUAUCGGCGAUGCGAAGAUGUACAACGCGGCGGGGCCCAGGGCAAAAGCCUUCGCACGGCAGACCAACCCCAUGGAGCAACAACUACUCAGACGUAGCAAGGAGUUGAACACGCUGCAGCAGAACGCCGCCGCAUAUGAGCUGUUCCGGGAAUGGCUCCAAUACCGCUGUGUGCCUGCUAUCCCACCGUGGGAGAAGAUCAGCUUCACCCACUUGGAGCUGUAUUGUCUACAUCUAGUGGAUACUGACCAUGCCGCGUGUAGCGUCAUGAACACCAUCAAAAUGUUGGCCAAGUUCCUCGUCUCCCCGCCCUUAGAUGCGACCGGCCGCGCGCAGUUCUUGCUGGUGCCUGACGCAACAGGCAUGCAGCCCAAGGCAUUCGCCGACGCCGAAGAGGAUGCUAAGAGGGCCGUCAACAAGCAGCCAACAGGCAAAGCGCGGCCACUACUUGUUAAUAGUGUGGUGAGCGCACUCUCUGGGGACGAGAGAGCCCUGCUGGCGCUGUGGUGCGUGCUGGGUGUACGAGCUGCGACCUUGAAGAAAAUGCUUCCACGUCACAUCGUGACCACGACCAGCACGGUGCAGGUUUACAUCGCUGCCGAUAAAGUAGACGGCGUCGCUGGCCGCACGGUCACGGCGUCUUGCUGUUGCGAACAGCCAGGGAUGCGGUACUAUGUACUGUGCCCCCUACACGGUCAAGACGGAGAGCCGUUCAACUACACGGCCGGCCUGCAGCUCCACCUACUACCAGGCAUCCUCAACAAACUGGAAGUAACUGAGCACUCCGCCAGGAGAGCCGUUGCGCUGGCAGCUCGUGCCAACAUCGAGGCGGGUCGGCAGACAAACUUGACAGUGUUCAUGUAUGGCCGCGGCUGGACGUCACCGGCGACCUUCCAGGAAUACGCGGCUGAUCUCGAGGACCACAGAUCCUCCUUGCUGCUGCUGCCGCGCAUCAAUGGCAUCUGGCCCAUCGCUGCUUCCAGCCCAAACUCGUCACAUGGUUUCGUCUUCAAAGGCCGCAGACUCGAAUUCACUAAACGUGCAGCAGUUCAGAAGUACAAGAAGAGCGAAGUGACGGAAGAUGCUGCUGGAACAGGUCAAGCAGCAGCGAAAAACGCCGGCAAAACAGCUUUCCGCGUCUCCAAAGCAAAGAUGAUGGCGCGGGGGAAGCCCGCUAAGGUGCGCCUAUAAGUCAACGGCAGAUGCCUCCCAAUCAGCAGCGUGAAGAACAAAGUCGCAACGAGUGCCACACUCGGCGACUACAAGAAAAACAAGAGAGGCCGGCCGAGCAACGUCCCACCAACAAACACGGCUUCCGCCGCGUCGUCGUCAUCUGUUAGCGUCACAGCAACACAUCACCGCAGCAAGAAGUGGGAAGAACUGCCGGCCUUCUACCGCGAGCAACUCAUCAGCGGCAGACGUGAAGUCCCUAUGUGCCACCAGGAGUCAGUCCGCAAGGCACGAGUACUACGCAGCGCCGCGUGGUCGCGUCUCGUCGAACACUAUUGGGGGCGCUACGCGUCCAACACAUUUGGGGGUCGUGUCUACGAGCCUGAGUGGCUCUUAGGAUGGUGCGACCAUCCACCGACCUUCCGGAUUUGACUGCGCGGUGGUUAACCACGCGUGCGAGCUCUGCGAGCUCCAGUGGCGCGGCCACGUGGGCUACGUCUUGACGUAGCUCCCAACCCGCUGCGAGCGGGUCUUUUCAAGCCUGGUGCACGACCAGGCUCGGUUCUAGCAGCUAGUACGGAAAACGGCCUAGGCCGCCCUAGACUAUCGGGAUUGUUUUGGUUGUGGUGGUGAAGUAGUGAACAACGAGAUCAAACCUGUGGCUAUGCCACGCACUAUGUGCCAGUAAUGCGGAUGAGGCGGUGUUCUAAAGAGAGGUCGCGAAGCCUACUCUCUCUUAACCGCUGGGGCGGUGGGUGUUCAUUCUACCAGCGUUGAAAAGGUCGCGUUCAUUUUAGUGGUCGUUGAUGCGCUGGCUGGGUCACCGCUCGGUAGUGAAAUUCUUGGCCCACCACCACCCCGAACUCCACACGGACUACACAUCCUCCACAACAGCAGGCUACAUGGAGUAGACCGCCCCUCAUCGGCACCACAAAAAAAAACGCAGGCUCAACCUCCUAGUGCAGCCGUCUCGGCGCCCGACCCAAACCGGGAUCGACGCCAAGCGGCGGAAAUUAUCCACAUCGUGCAGCAUGUACUCCAGGAGGCAGCGCUCCACAGCACAUCAACAAUACCGAGCGAUACGCGUUGCAGUGUCAACCUGUCCAAGGCACAGCGUGGGGAAUGGCUGAACAGGCUGCGCGCUGAACAAACUGCGCAGCGCCAUUCCGUUCCUGGACGAACUCGAAGCUACCACGCGUAGAGCUAGCAGCGCGCUCCUAGCCACCGCCAAGCCACAUCUUCAAAAAGUGUUGGGCCUCGGCACCGACUGCGAGAGGAACCGCGUGGCGCUGCGGCACCUCAUCACGUGGCCCGGACACCAAGAUAAAAGCCUACCAGAUGACAUCUUGCGUGGGCUGCGCUGCUAUGGAGACGCGGACUCGUCGGGGGUCUGGCCUUUGGACAAAAGUGCAGCUCCACUUACUACCGAGGAAGUGCAGCGGUUUUCUCAAUGCAGCGGCCUGGGUAAAAAAGGCGAAACCCACCGCGUGGCCGGGCGAGUUAUUGGAUGGCUUGAUUGAUGAAGCGGAGAAGAUGGCUGCCGCUGGCUGGUAUGAGGAAAUCCAACCAUCACAACUCGAGAAGAUCAGGCAGAUCGUGGAUGCCGCGCAUUAUAAUAAUUUCUCUGUCCUGCUAGGGAAGGUCUCCUUGGCAGGUACUCGUAUGAUCCAAGAGGUCAUCACAUCUUUCCUAGCGCCCGUUGGUGCCGAGCACAUAGGACUGCGACUACCAGCAUCAAGCGCAUCGCGUGAAGCGUGGCAUGCUACCGAGGCCACCAGAAGACGCGUCUCCGCGUUUGACAUCCACAACAACACUAAAAAGCAGCACGAUGAUCCAUUGCCGCCGCCGCCCGUCGCCUCCGCCGACGAGGCCGCUGCUGCGGUAGUCAAGUGGAAUGAAGACCUUCGUGCGGAAGCCGGUGGCUCGCCUGGUACGCUACCACACAUGUGCUCGCGCGAUUGGAAACCCGCGCAUUUCCUUUUCGGCGUGGAGCGUCCGGAGUUCAACGCUGCAGCAUAUUUCUCAAACCUCCUAAAGCGAUGGAGGCUAUUCAGAUCCGCGUUCUUGAAUAUGGGGAACCGUCAUAGCGUCCCAGGCUUUUGCCGCGUCAGCGAGGCGGUGCGAAAAAUAGCCACAAAACUGGCACUGGUGCGCCACAUAUAUACUGAUGAUUCGUUCAUAUACUCCCCAUCCAAAGAGGGGGUCCUCCUGUCACGGCAUGUCUUCGAUCGGCUAUCGAAGCUGCUUGGUCUUCGGCUAUCGCCGAAGGCCGACGGAAACCAAUGCGCGGGGGAUGAUGGCGUCGAAUACAUCAAAGCGCUAGGGCUGAUGUACUGGCUUGAUCGGCCUCUACAGCGGGUAGUCGUGGUCUUACCUGCAGACAAGGCAGUGAAAGGCCUCAAGCUCUGCGAUGAGGUCAUAGCACAAGUCAAGGAGAAGAAGAUCAAGCAGAAGGCCGCGCGGUGCCUCCUUGGAUACGCGAACUUCUUGGUCAUACACAGCUGCCGCAGCGGCGCGGAAUUCCUCCGUGGGUUAUACCGCUGGGCGGGCGGCCAUACGUUCGCGGCCCUUGUCAAGAACAGACAGGAACGCGCGGGGCUCGCCACACUCGUGCGUGCACUACGGCGCUUGUUCUGCGACGCACCACCAAUCCUGCUGCAGCACACACCUCCGCGCCCCUACCACUGCCUCGCAGUGGACGCGUCCACGGAGACGGAUGGCGGACAAGAUGGUGGCCCUCUUCUCGGGGCACUUUUGAUUACCGCCUGCGGGACGGUGAAAGCGAUGUCCAUCGAAUUCCAGGCGCCUGAGAACGCUGGCGAAAAAGAGGCCACAAUCGAAAACCUCGAGACGCUCACGGUCGUAGCUGCGCAGCGGGCUUUCCUGCUUGAGUUUCGCGACUCAGUCAUGGUCAUGAAUGUAGAUAACACUGGACAGAUGUAUGCGCUCACUAAGGUGAGCGCAAGGAGCCGAAUAACGCAGAGGGUUGCGCCAGAGGUGGCAAUAGAGAACCGACUCAAGGGAGUUAGGGGCUGGCGCCGGUACAUUAACACUCUGUAUAACCCUGCUGAUGGCUUCAGCAGAGUUGAGUACCGCGAUGCCAGCCUCAUGCUCUGGACACCACUUGUCUAUGUGACCGAACUAAAAAUUGACUGGCGUGCGGUGCUCGUCUCGGGGGCUGCGCCUCCUCGCCCAGCGUGGGACUCGCGCCUUCGCCUGGUUGCUUCGCCGCCCGACGCGUGGGUGCAGUAUGAAGCGACCUCCGCGUUGGCGCACUGGCAUGCGAUGCCCGAUGCCACUUCUUUGCCCCCACACCGUCAUGCUAAGACCAGAAAGCGCUCUUGUUGCCCGUGUCUGAUUGACACCCACACGCAUGUCGCACCCGCGCCGCCCAAGCGUCGGGCAACUGCUGCCGCACCAGGCUCAGCCUGGGUGGCUCUUAGGAUGGUGCGACCAUCCACCGAUCAUCCGGAUUUGACUGCGCGGUGGUUAACCACGCGUGCGAGCUCUGCGAGCUCCAGUGGCGCGGCCACGUGGGCUACGUCUUGAUGUAGCUCCCAACCCGCUGCGGGCGGGUCUUUUCAAGCCUGGCGCACGACCAGGCUCGGUUCUAGCAGCUAGUGCGGAAAACGGCCUAGGCCGCCCUAGACUAUCGGGAUUGUUUUGGUUGUGGUGGUGAAGUAGUGAGCAACGAGAUCAAGCCUGUGGCUAUGCCACGCACUAUGUGCCAGCAAUGCGGAUGAGGCGGCGUUCUAAAGAGAGUAAGGCCGCUGUAGCAAAUUCGUUUUUCACGGCGUCUGUGAAUGUUGGACCACAAGACAUAGCACAGGUUGCGAAGUCUUGGCAAGUUGAAGCGUCUCGUGGAGAAACGUUGAGCGAGGCUCUUGCCUGAUGCAAUUGGGCCCACCGCCUGAAGCAAAUGGCCAAUGGCUGGCUUCAUCCCUGUGGGCACUCGUCUUGGGGUUGAGGGGAGGCCCCUGGUGCUUCUUGGGGUAUCAUGAUGGGGGGAAUUCCGUGCGCUCCUAAUAUUGGGACUCUGUUGCUAUCGUCAUCAAUUUCGUGCGAUCAUCUACGCCGACACCCAUCUGGUUCCUGCUGAAUUUAGUGGAUGGAUACGCGUCAGACCAUAGGGGAAGCUAUCACGCGGGCACGCUAUGACGGUCCUCAGCCUCAUCCGCUUCGAACGGGUCAGAACUGGCAAGGAAGUACGGGCACACAUGGCUACAGCUAUGACCAUGGGCGCGCUGCCUCUGCUAUCUGAAAACGCUGCAGGCCUUUGCCUUUGCUUGUUGAUCGCUGGCUUUGGAACUAUAUACACUCAGGCCCUUGGGCUUGUUCCGUGGGGUCUUUUGUUGCGGCCAGGAGGGCGCCAAAGUUAGGGCAUGCUCAGGGGAGUGCAAUGGCUACGGCUUUGGGUAAUGUGCUUCACCAUCCUCCGCGAUGUCGCCCCUGUCUUGUGACUAGGUAGCGCCAAUUUGCACAAGCACAGGACAAAAGUGAGAAGGCCAAGCGAUUGCCUUUUGCUGUUGUUAUUUUAUGAAGAUCCCUCCGGCUUAAUGCAUUCCAUCCGACUAGGCUAACUAGAUCGCGGCCGUCUGUUUUCUAUCAUUGUUAGCAAUGUCCACCGACUGAAUACCGACCAAACAUUUACACCACUAGAAUGGACACACUGGAAACCACUACCACACGCAUGCAAUUCAGGGAAAUUACUCGGGUCACGAUUACCAGCCUGCGGGUGAGAAAGGUGACACGACUACCACUAGGAUACGCAUGAAGAUGGUGACUACUACUAGGAUGAUGAUGAUGAUGAUGAAACUACUCGGGGAACCUGGGAACCGUUGGGACCUUGGUGCGGUUUGUCAUUCUGGUGGGGAUCUUCAUACCAUGGGAGGAACAUACGAAGGACCAGGAACAUAGGCGGGAACGACUGAAAUCAGAACCAGCAGCAUAGGGAUUCAAGUGGAUCCUUAUGGUGAUCCUUCACAAACUCGACCUGGGUCUAUCUUGCUUACAUUCCCCCUUUCAAAGUAAGGACCACCACACAAAACUACACGCGCCAAGUGUUACACACGACUCCCGAUCACAACUUCGAGAAAGUGACAAAAUGCGCUCUGGCUACGGACCUCAAUUUUUCGUCGUCUUGCGCACGAAAUAGCUGUAGAUAUUUGACACUACUCAGACCUUUCGCGAGAGGGUCUGCUCGGUUCAAGUCCGUUGGACAAUAACGCAGGGUCUUGGCAUGGUCGCGGACUGCGUGACACCGAAGAUCGAUGUGCUUCGAUCGCUUCGCCGUUACUGUAGACUUAAUGAGACCUAGAGCAGACUCACUAUCCACAAAUACAAGGGGGGCACCUCCUGAGCCUUCUGUCUCUAGAUACCAAUCAAGAAAGCCUUGGGCCGUGCGCAUCUUGAUAGUGUCACAUGCAGCGACAUACUCAGCCUCACAAGUGCUAUGUGCUCUGACUGUUUGUCGUUUGACGGACCACGCUGCGGGAACUCCGCGAAAGUGCAAGGCGCUACCACUGGUUGACUUCAGGGCUACUGUACAACCAGCAAAGUCAGAAUCGCUGAACGCAACUGACUUACCUACCUCUUUACCAGCUUCCGCCGCUACCUUUCUGUAUACUUUGUUGAAAGAAACCAAGUCUCGACCUCGGGGGAGUAUUCGAGGCCUACGCCUUUUGUACCUUUUAAGUAUUGAGGAAUGCGCUUUGCUCUCUUCUUUGUGUUCUCAGUGGGGUUAGCCACUUCACGGGCCACGCGUUGUGCUGGGAAUACUAUGCCCACUCUACACAGGGUUGCGAUAUACAUCAAACCUCCGACCAGACUACGCAACGGGAAGUCGCCAGUCGUAGGGGUAUCGGAUUCAUUUCAGGACUGUACAACACGGGCGAGGACACAGCUCGACGCUCGGCAAUGUUGAAUCUUCGCAAUAGACGACCGACUGCCUCACGCGUGUGAAUCUUGCACCACCGUCGGGAAGGGUUGUACUCUAAUACUGCUCCCAACAUGUCCCAAACUUUAGCGCCGUCGCCUUUUACAUCGGGACCGAUCACCUUACCGGGCUACUUAGCGAGAACGUUACCCAUUUCACUUGGCUCACUUCUCACAAUUUCAACAGACGCACCACUGAUUACGCUGUCGCCAACAUAGACGCUCACUGUGAGGACACUGCCGCAGACUUCUUCUCGAAAUAGGCCGGGUGCACGGGGACACAUCUCCCAGCCGUCGACGCUUUCUGCCGAUUACCUAACGCAACAAGUCGGGCUUUAUACCUACCACACCUCUUACGAGUAUAGAUGACCACACUAGGCGCGACGUCAUCUCCUGGCUGACGCUCUCCUUCUUCUAACGGUCGCCAGCACUUCAUCGCCUCGAGUGCUAGGCGCUCCCUGUCGUCUGCUUCCAACCAUUUGACGGCGUCGGGACCUUCGUGGGCCUCGGACUUUGUCGCCGUUACUGUGUACAAGUAGGACUCUUCCUCUGUUUCGUCAGAGUACUUUUGGCACAUUUCUGGCACAUCUUUACCAAUGUCAGGCAGAUUGCUUCGCAUUUCGUCUAUAUCGUCUACUGUCUGAGCAUAGGCGAAGCUAUCUGCUGCCAACAUAUACGACAAGAGGGCGCCUGCUCUACAAAAUGAUGCUACAAAAGUCGGCUUGGGGCCAGGCUUCUUCCCCCAUGGUUUUGCUUUGCAACCUUUUGGACGACCGCGCUUACGCUUCGUAACACUCACCAGGGGGGGAGCCCGCAGGAUUUCUUCUUGCUGAUCGUUGCUACUACUAGCGGGAAAAGGGGAGGACGGAUUAUUUACUUCGGGGGGUACUGACGAAUCUGACUUACCAUCCACCGCACCCACCUGGGGAGGAUCCGCUGGGGGAUCACCGUCGGCGAUAUUAUCACCUGCUGACUGUUCAGGCGCACCCCCGUCACCCUUGUCACCAGGAGCCACACUAUCCAGGUGAUCAGAUCCGGUAGGAGCCACACUAGGAUCGUCAGGCACCCGAGGAGCAACACCAGGAACACCUUCAGGGGAUAUAUUUACUUCUUCAAGCUGCUUGUAGUCAGGAUACUUUACGAAUACUCAUCCCUUAUCGGGUUCUAGGUCGUCGAUGUUGGAAAUCAAGACAAACUCACCAAAUCGAGCGGCUCUGCUUUCAAUGGCGGAAAACUUCACGCCGAGGGCUGUUCGAUUAUCCUCCCCCCAGACACCUACCAAGAAACACGAAUUGCGCGAAUAUCCUAGAAAUGUACCACGCUCGGCUCUGGGGGCCAACUUGCUCGAAGUAGCUACGUGAAUCUUUGCAAAGCACAAACACCCAAGAUGACGGAAGUGCUUCGUAGAAGGCUGCCUGCCGUAACGUUUUUCAAAGACGCUCAGUCCGUCCCUUCUAGGUAGUCUUUGAUAAACGUGAGGCGCGUAGGGUAGUCUUCUGCACACCAAGACCAGACUCCGUUGUCGACUCCGAUGAGGUUUGUACGGAUCGCGUUUUGCGAAGUUUGACUCCAUCUUUCUGCGAUGCCAUUACCACGCCACGGGGUGUAUACUGCACUAUACUCGGCGCGAAUUGAUGGGGCUUCCUUGCUUUGCACAAAACAGACGCCAGCGAGAUCCUUCACCCUUGAAAGCAGGCUCGUGGUCACUACGAACGGCUUCCGUCUGUUUGUUGUCUCUGGUCCACCGUCGGAGACCAAGACGACGCUCGUCUUUAGCUUUCAGUGCGUAGCUAUCUGGCCAACCUAGAUGCUGCUCUAUCAUAGACAGACGCCAGAUCUCCCCAGUAACAGCACGGGGAUACUGUCCUGUAAAGUCGCAGUCUAAUUUCUCACUGAGUUUGGUCGCCACCGUAUGAGCAGGCCGCUCACCAGCGCCAGAAGCCCUAACUUUUGACAUGUUCGCUGCACUCGUGACGGUUGUCGACUACUGGACUUGGGGCGAAAAGAUGUCCACACUGCUGAUGGGCCCUAAGCUUAGCCGCAGUGGAGAGUGAAGCCGGAGCCCCCUCCUGAACCUUAGCUGGGCUAGCCGAAGUUGACUCUGUCUUCUUGUAGAAGUCAACGUCUACCACAGGUAGACCUGUUUGGGUUUCGUUGAUGUAUACGGGAACACACCAACCAGAAGCCUUAUGCAGGGUAUGCGACUCUGGUUUAUCGAGAGCGACACUGUAACCGUCUUCGUUUAGUGCGUCAGCACUGACUAGCAUCUGAGUAAGCUCCGGGCGGAAAAGGCCAACCGUGAGCCCCAAGGAAUUCUCUUUGAAGAUACCGCUCACGGCGGGGCGUGAAGGUGCUCUGUCCGCCACAUUUAGACUGGCGCGCUGUGUGCGGUGCACACACCUAAAAAGACUUUCGUCGCCACUCAUGUGGUGCGAAGCACCACUGUCACAAACACAGGGGGCCACAGUGUUUACUUUCCUUGUCUUGGAAACACCACCAAGAAAACAACUGCCAUCAUCUUCGUCGUCAUUGCCUUCACCGUCGUCGUUGCUCUUACUAUCUAUGUAUCUCACCACUUAAAUGCAGGCGAUAAUCUUUGCUCUUUGAAAACAGUGCGGAAUCUCCUUUGUUUUGUUGUUGUUGUUUUUCUUCUUUACCAUCGUCCUGAAUAUGCAGGAUCGACGUGUACGCUGCUGCUGCUGUUAGUUUCGUUCGUGACAACUCAACAGCAGCGCCGUCCGCCUUCUUUUCUUCUGAAGUGGAUGCCCAGUCACCUUCUUGGGUGCCGCUGAAAACCGAGCACAAACCCGCUACGUUUCUUUGUUCUUGUUCUGGUUGCAAGUUGCUUAAGUUGCUUCCUUUAUGGUCUGAAUGCAAACUACUUACUUUGCUUUCUUGUUGCAAAUACUUACUUGCGGCCUUUUGUUGUUCUUUGGAUGCAGGAUGAUACUCAUCCAAAUGCAAGCUAAGACGAGCUCUCUUCUUCAGAGCAGCUUUUUCUUCAUGGUGCUCUGUGUCUUCUUCUUCUUCCUCCUCUUUGCUUUGCUGGUCUUCUCCUCUUUGGCCUUCUUGUUCAGCACUGCCUAAAGCAGCAUCUUUACCAAGAUUCUCGCCUUGUUCUACCAGGAAAGAAGUUGCCCACUUCUUUCCCCCCGCCUGGGGACAUGCUGCGCGCGUGUGCCCCUUCUUGCCACACAGGUGACAGGCUCGCUGUGCUGGUUCUACCCAUCCUCCGGUGGAUGUGUUGCCGUCUUUGCCGUGCUUUCCUUUACCUUUGCCUUUGCCUUUCUUCUUUUCAAAGGGCUUACGUACCUGCCAAGGGUUACCACCGGAAAGCAAAGCGUUCGCGUUUUGCUUCUGCGUCUGAGUAUUGAUAGCGCCACGCGCCAGCCUUUUCAACUCAGCCCUUGACACAAAAGCGCCGCCGGCUUCUUCUUGUUGGACCUUCUUGCUGUUGGUCGUUGUGCCGGCGGGUGACAUAUUUACGUGGCCGCCGUCUUCGCCCUGCAGCCGGAAAUGCUCAUCAUACUCACGAGCGUAGGUUCUUAGUUCUUCUGUUCUUUUCGGUCCACCAAUAACAUGAGGGAUCAUUUGAGAGGACAGAGGAUCUCCUAGGCGGUAGAAGAUCCCGAAGCGUAGAAGUUCCUUCUUGAGCAUCUACUUUACCACCGAGCUCAUCGCGCGAGAUGGCCUCCUUCCUGUCGAUGAAUGCGUCGACUGUCUCUUCCGGUUGCUUCGCCGAGUCUACCAAAGAUUCAAUGCUGCUCAUGCGUGCUUGUUCUGUUGCCUCGGUGCAACGCUUACGCAGUUUCUUCAGCUUUGCCAUAAGCGUGCGGCUUUCGCCUGCGUUGGUGGUAGUAACAGCUUGCAACUGUUUACCUCGAGCGGCGCCUGGAAGACCCAUUUCGAGUCUGCGUAGCGUGUUGCUUUCGUUUAAGCUCCACUCUACUUCUGUGCCGGCCAGGUCCUGCUGGAUCUUGGUCGAAAGGGUGUCCGGGCCGUGGGCGUCCGCCACCGUUAACACAUGCUCCAACCAAGCGCGCCGCUUUCCCUUCUGCGUAAUCUCGGGCAGAACAAUUGGCCUAGGGGGCGCCAUUGUUUCGGUACUUGGUGGGGCUGGCGGCUCUCCUCCACCUGUUUCGUCUCCUGCCAUUCUUCAGACUGUUGAACGAGUGCGAAAGUUUUAGCUGCCUAGUACUGCUGUCCUACUACUGCAAACAUACAAAGGCGAAAAAGGAGGGCACUAGUAGAAUGCUAGCAAUGUCCACCGACUGAAUACCGACCAAACAUUUACACCACUAGAAUGAACACACUGGAAACCACUAUCACACGCAUGCAAGCCCGGGAAAUUACUCGGGUCACUAUUACCAGCCUGCGGGUGAGAAAGAUGACACGUCUACCACUAGGAUACGCAUGAAGUUGGUGACUUCUACUAGGAUGAUGAUGAUGAUGAUGAUGAUGAUGAUGAUGAAACUACUCGGGGAACCUGGGAACCUGGGAACCGUUGGGACCUUGGUGCGGUUUGUCAUUCUGGUGGGGAUCUUCAUACCAUGGGAGGAACAUACGAAGGACCAGGAACAUAGGCGGGAACGACUGAAAUCAGAACCAGCAGCAUAGGGAUUCAAGUGGGUCCUUAUGGUGAUUCUUCACAGACUCGGCCUGGGUCUAUCUUGCCUACAGUCAUCCAAGUAGCCACUUACUUUACUCGCUAAAGGCCUGAAGGAUCUUAGAAGUUUGACCUUAGUGGCCUUGAUGCUGAUGGUGGUGCUGCUGAUCUUGGUGCUGCUGUCGUGUUGGUCUUCUUGCUCUUGUUGUUUCUUUGGUCAGUCAUGACGCUCCUGGGUCGUUACGCUGUUGACCUCAGUACCGGCAGGGUGGUCCUGAUGCUCGUGCUUAAGGUGAUUCAUAGUCUGGAGACCGACGCCCCCCCCCUUCAGACGUAGGCUGAACGAUGCGCAGCCGGUUAGAGGUAACGCCCUCCACCAAAAUGAAGCGACCGAACAGAAAGAGAGGGGAGCAAAACAACCCGGCAAGGGCUAGCGCUCUACCUUUUGCAAAAAGAGACUCCCCGGAAAUGAAUCCCCGAAAGCUGCCGAAGGUUUCCGCGGGUUCACUCAGUUGGUUCGCGAAUUUCGCGACGGUUGACACAAAGAAACAGCGAGCGCAACCACAGGGGUGGCCGCUUGCUCUUCUUCCUCUUUAUUUACUCUCGUCGCGCGUGGCCCGCCGCUCGCUCCAUGUGUCUCGCCGCUUACUUCUUUCACUUAUUGGGCCACUGGCAUAGCCUGGCCUCCCCUGCUUCUGUCAGUCUCUGCUUGGCAAGCGGGCAGGCUGCACGCGUGUGAGCGCUGGCCUGACAGGCGGCGCACGUCUAUCAGCCGGCUGACAAAAGUGGCCGCCUAGGCUAGCGUGCUGGCCCGCCUUGCUGCUGCUUUCUUAGAAGCUUCAAGCAGGGGGGACGCGUGGGUAGCUCAGUGUCUUCCCACGUAGCUGCCUGCCGGUGCACGUAGCUGGCCCCCCCGCUGGGUAACUCUUGGCAGAUCGAGCCGCUUGCUUUUUUAUCUCGGGGCCGUUGCUUGGCCUGCUCGCUAUGUCCAGUCUUUGCGGGUCGUCUGGGUGUUGUGUGUAUGGGUCUGUGCGUCAGUGUGUCCAGCUGUCUAGCAUAUUUCUGGAGCAUGUCAUGGCUGUGCACAUCUAUGAAGCAAGGCAAAGGCGUGGCUUGUAAGUUAGUAUGUCUCACUCUGUGCGUGUACACUAUGCACCGGCCAACUUUGCGGCGUCGGUCUGUGUGGGUGUAUGCAUCCACGUGCUGCAUCUGCGUAGGUGUCGGCCUCUUCAUGGGUAAGCCUGUGGCUAUUCAUGUGCCACGGCGUGGGUGCUGUUAACUAGUGGACGACAGGUCGGCAGAAUCUGUCGCGCCGUAGCUUGCUAGAUUGAUGACGGGCCCGGCUGUCUGCGAGAGCGGUUAGGCACGUCCUCCCAUGCCCAUAGAUUUGCGCAUAUCUUCGCUGCGGCACUUCUCAAAGCUAGCGCAGGCUUGCGAGAUGAGUUUGCCCACGUGUCUGGAUUUCUCAGAGUGCGCUUAGGUGAGCUGAGGGCGUGGCUAUUUAUUAUUGGGGUCAUAUUGAUUGUGACUUGUCGGCAGGUUUGACAAGGGCCCGCCGUCUUUCCGUUAGUUUCUGAGAGUAUUCAUUUUCUGCACUCUGUUACAGAGCAGCUUAUAGCACGCAUGGCGCAUGGGGUGCGUGGAGCACUUGCGCCAUUCCCAGGCUUGGGCCCUUAUGCCUUCUUUUUUGUAGCUUGCGCGCGGGCGCUUUAUAAAGCACAACCAAGGCCAAGGGAGCGAAGGACUCGCCUCUUUGUUGUUUUUGUUUGGUGUCAGUGUCGCUGUGGCGUGUGGUGUCGUCUAGUCGCUGGCGAUCUCUCCUUUUUUUCUUCGGAUGUGUCCUGUGCCCAAUGAUAUGAGUCCACUCUGGGGGUGAGAGCGAGUGGCCCCGUCUGCUUUAUAGGGCGGCGCGUCCAGCCUUGCUUGGGGUGAGUAGACUAGAGAACGAAAGCAUUCCAUUAGGUGGAAGUGGGGGCUGGAAGUGGGUCAUCGCGAUCGCACUAGUUUCGUCGCCUUUACUUAGAUGCCGCGAGUAACUAGAUGACCAAGCAGGUGGCUGAGUAGAAUGGGAUGAGUUUCGAGCCCCAGACGGUUACUCGCUCCUGUCUCAAGGGUGCACUGCGAAGAAAAUCAAGGACCAGAGACACGGCUCGCAGUGUCGUACGCUCCUGCUGAGGUUUCGCGGAGUCUCAUAAAGCCGCGCCCGAAGGGCGCCGCGUAAAAAAUUAGGGUGGGCAACUCGAGCAACUCGACCCGAUACGGGUCAAAAAGUGCCUUACUCUAUUCUAGAUGUUUGUACCUUAAAAAUUCCAGACUUUUUGAUGAAGCAAAGAAACAAAUAGCGCGGCCGCGGAGAAAAGAAAAGCUGUGACUGAGUGCGCCCGACUCAGUGAUGCGCCUUAGCGCUGAUGCCUCUCACUCUCAACAGAAAGCUCACAAGAUAGAACAACAGGUAGCAGAGCGAAAGUACAUUCAGCAUACUGCGCAAGCAACAAGCAUAAAGACAAGCCUGCGGGUUUGGAAAUGCGUCAGGGUUCAUCGGUUGACUGUUGCAAGACGGAGGCUUGUGCAUCGGCGACCCGGAUAUAAGUCGCCCUUUUUGUUCGGGUCGGUUAUACAGUGACUUGAGUGCAGGUUUGCAGGCUUGCUUUUACUUAUUAUAUUUCGGACGCAUUGAGGGUCCAUCAAAUUGAGAAACUCACACGCUCAGAAGCUCAUAAACUUCGAAGGCCAUAAACUCAGAAGUUCAGAAGUCUAGAAGUUCCUAGGCUCCUAGGUUCAUGGGUUCAUGAGCCUAAGUGCCUGGGGUUCGGGUGCUUGGGGGUUCGGGUGUGUGAGGUUGAUAGUGUGGCGGAGUCGUUGUUACUUUUAUUUAUUUAGCGCUUUUUAUGGUGUUAAGGUGAGUUGCUUAAGUAGUUUAGCUAGUCUACCUCGUAUGAGCGUAUGGGCCCUUAACUACUCUGCUUCUCCAAUACGUUCCGGCGUGAAAACAAACAGGAGAGCACUGUAAACGCUUCCGGUUCGAGAUAUAUUUAGCUCUUGGUCUCGUGGUAUUAGCUAUCAUACUACUAGCAAGGCAUUGCUUGUCCUCAGUGUCAAUCAGUCAGGGAUCUAGUCCCUUCACAAUUUUUAUUAUCCACCCGCGUGAUCUCUGUGUGCCGCGCAGUAGCCGGGCACAUGACUCCGCGAGCUUUACGCUAGGCUGGUUCUGGGCGUGGCUCGCCCUUGCCGGUGGGGUGUUGCUGGUCUCCUCUCGCACUUGUUGCGAAUGCCGCCACACAUUCAUACUUCGAGCGACUUCUUUUCCUCUGUGGCGAUGGCUUUGCCACUAUGCUGCUUAGGCCUGCCGGUCUUUACUUUUACCUGGCGAAAAAUCAGGGUUCUCGAAACAAGACCGUGAGUGAAAUAACCUCCAACUGCGAACGGGCUUAAGGCUAGGCUGUGGCGUCUCCUCUUUUCGGUGUUCUUCUUUGGGGCGGGUUCUUGUACAAACCAAGCGCACGUGCUUGGCGUGUGUAGCUUGGGGCGGGUUAUUGUACAAACCAAACUACAGUCGGGCUAAUUGAGGGGUUGCGGCCUUUGUGGGGUUUAUAUGGUGUUAAGGUGAAUUGCUUAAGUAGGUUAGCUAGUCUAUCUCGUAUGAGCGUAUGGGCCCUUAACUACUCUGCUGCUGCAAUGCGUUCCCGUGACGGUGUAAAAACAAUCAGGAGAGCACUGUAGGCGUCUCCGGUUCGAGAUAUGUUUAGCUCUUGGCCUCGUGAUGUUAGCUGCCAUACUGGUAGCAAGGCUAUGCCUUGUCCCCAAUCAUUCAGAAAUCUAGUCCCUUCACAAUUAUUUAGCCCUUUAAUAUAUAGGCUUACAAUUUUCAGGGAUGAGGUGGAAAGAUGAAUAUUGAAUACCGUUAAGGCUAUCGAGGCUGGUGCGCAGGAGGAUCGUCGAAGGCUGAAUGAAAAAGUGGACCAAUUGGGCCUUUCAGUAAAAGCGCUACAGGAACAACUGCAGGAGUUGUCGACCAGGGUGGCUGCGGCUGCGGACCGCACGAGCGCGCAGGGCGCGCAGAGAGAUGACACCAGCAGACGGCUAGAGGAGUUGGAAGACGAGCUAAGAGAAGCACUACGAAAACUACCAGUAGAUGAUCUUCUUGAAGAUGAGCCGGCUAGUAAGAGGGUGGAAGGUCAUCCAGAUCCACAUCAGGAUCAGCAUCAGCUAGAAGUACGGGCCGCAUCGCAAGAGACGCAAGAUCAACUACGACAGAGGGGACAGCAGAGCAACGCCAACGUCGAUGUGAUACCAGAUUCUUCUUCUACUUCUCGAUCAGCGGAGAUCCACAUCAUCCCUUCGCCGAUGUCUAGCACGCCUUCAUUUAUCGGUUAUUCGACACUGAAAGGGCAAAUAAACGCUCAACCUCUGCAAAUAUACGUAGGGGUGGGACUAAGUGAGGUUCCACCUGCACGCGACUAUUUCAUCAAGUUCAAAGUGGAAGGUCAGAGCAGCGAACAAACAGUGUGGCCUUUGACGGAACAACUCGCGCUUCUCAAAGAUAAGGCGGUUUUGGAGAAAUUGUGCCGCCAUCAUUUCGUCGACGACGAACAAGGUACAACAAGCAAGAAAUUUGGCGUAGCCUCCAAGCAAGAGUUUGAGAAACAGAUUCAGAAAGGUGACGAGAGUAGUCCGGUUUUUCGCCACGUCAGAGUAUCAGCUUUCAGCGAAAGACUAAAUAACCACCCAGGCGCACUCUCGUAUGAUCAUGGCAUCGAUGACGAUGCGGUGAGGGAUCUCGCGCAUUUACUUGGAAGAACAUCUCUAGCUGUUGAGUUCGUAGUAGAGUGUCAAGCUGAGUCGUCCGCGACCUUGUCGUCUGGGUCCAAGACGUAUGAGCGCUACAGCUCGUUCUAUGUCAAAUUUCAGAGGAAGGAUCUUUAAAUUUUCUCUGGGACUUUCGUACGAUCGGAAGAUACCGAUUCAAUUUCGAUAUUAUAGAUUGUGAAACACCGUGUCCAAGUUCAAGGCGAUCAGUGCCAUUAGAACAGUGAUGAGCACGUUCGAAGAUCUUACAACUUUUCCAGUGUAACAUCUCUGUUCUGCUAUUUUUGAGACGAAAAGGC
Amoebophrya sp. A25 is the source of this 21837-nucleotide messenger RNA. Lineage: Eukaryota; Dinophyceae; Syndiniales; Amoebophryaceae. The record is from the annotation of a GenBank genome assembly.